Bufo bufo (common toad) is the source of this 3593-nucleotide messenger RNA. It is a transcript of the gene TRPM2, whose product is annotated as transient receptor potential cation channel subfamily M member 2. NCBI's taxonomy places the organism in Eukaryota, Metazoa, Chordata, Amphibia, Anura, Bufonidae. Gene Ontology annotation, biological process: calcium ion transmembrane transport. Bases 1 to 3390 code for a protein of 1129 amino acids. Gene Ontology annotation, molecular function: ligand-gated calcium channel activity. Gene Ontology annotation, cellular component: membrane. The transcript is spliced from 25 exons. The record is from RefSeq and is a predicted model, not a curated record.
AUGUCAUCUGCAGAGAGUAGUAUUAGUCAAGAUGAAGACCGCUUUAAGGAACAACCCAACAGAAUAUCAAAUUUAAUAUCUAAUUUGAGACAAACUAAUAAGAUCAAACGUAAAAAAAGGACCAACUAUUCCCAUUCUGGAAAUGAAAAGGAAAACAUAUGCUCUUGGAUUGCAGAAAAUAUUAAAAAGAAAGAAUGUAUGUUUUAUGUGGAAAGUCCCAAGGUGACGGAUACAAGACAGGGUAUAUGUAUGUGUGGCUAUUCUAAAGAACAACACAUCGAUUCAGCGGUAAGACCACAGAUAUUCCAAAGGAAGAGAACAUGGGAUGUAAAUGAACAUAUAAAGGAGAUGCCUACAGAUGCAUUUGGAGAUAUCAACUUCAUUGGGAUGGGUUCAAAGACUGAAAAGCAGUUUGUUAGAGUAUCAUCUGAUACUCCAUCUAAUGUUCUGUACCAGCUAAUGACUGAACAGUGGGGUCUUGAGGUUCCUAAUCUCUUAAUUUCAGUAACUGGAGGAGCUAAGAACUUCCGUAUGAAAAUGAGACUGAGAAACAUUUUCCGAAGGGGUCUAGUGAAAGCUGCAGAAACCACAGGUGCCUGGAUUAUUACUGGAGGUUCCCAUGCUGGUGUAAUGAAACAAGUUGGUGAAGCUGUAAGAGAUUUUUCUAUGGGAUGUAUCAACAAGAACAGAAAAAUGAUCACUAUCGGUAUAGCGACUUGGGGAGUUGUUCACAAUCGAAACAGCCUAAUUUCUACCACCGGAUCUUUUCCAGCUCAGUAUCAGAUAGAUGAGGAAAGCCAAGGAAGUCUUUCUUGCUUAGACAAUAAUCACUCUCACUUUAUUCUUGUGGAUGAUGGGACAAAUGGCAGAUAUGGUGCUGAAAUUCUUCUAAGAGCCAAGCUGGAGAAAUUUAUUUCAGAACAGACCAAAGAGAAAGGAGGUGUCUUUACUGAGAGCUAUAGAAAAGAUGAAGAAAGAGCUCUGAAGCUUCUCAUACGAGUUUCUGAGUCCUGGGGACAAACCACUUGUUUGAAGCUAGCCCUUGAAGCUAAAGACAUGAAAUUUGUAUCUCAAGGAGGUGUUCAGGCUUUUCUUACAAGAGUCUGGUUUGGAGAACUAAGUGUUGACAAUAGCCUGUGGAGGGUGAUAGCUUGUAUGAUUUUCUUCCCUCUCCUGUAUACACGUCUAUUAACGUUCAGGUCACAAACAAAUAACUUUAAAAAGACAAAUGGUAUGACUCCUACUGAACGUUUCCAAGGUUUCUUCAUGGCACCAGUAGUUAUUUUCCAUCUAAACAUCUUAGCAUACUUUGGCUUCCUGCUACUUUUUGCAUACGUGUUGAUGAUUGAUUUCCAACCAACUCCAUCAUGGAGGGAACAGGUCAUCUACUUCUGGCUCUUUUCACUGGUUUGUGAGGAAACCAGACAGGUGCUGUACGACCCUGAUGGAUUUGGCCUUUUAAAACAAACUUUUUUGUAUAUCAGUGACUUCUGGAAUAAGCUGGAUGUCUGUGCCAUUCUGAUUUUCAUCAGUGGUUUGAUCUGCAGGUUAAUACCAGCAACAUUUUAUCCAGGAAGAAUAAUUCUAUCACUAGAUUUUGUAAUUUUUUGCUUGCGUCUCAUGCAUAUCUUUACGAUAAGUAAAACUCUUGGUCCUAAAAUAAUAAUUGUUAAAAGAAUGAUGAAAGAUGUCUUCUUUUUCCUCUUCCUCCUGGCUGUGUGGGUUGUUUCUUUUGGAGUAGCAAAACAAGCUAUAUUAAUCCACAAUGAGAUAAGAGUUGACUGGAUAUUCCGUGGAGUUGUCUACCAUUCUUAUAUGACCUUGUUCGGCCAGAUCCCUUCCUACAUAGACGGAGUGAACUUUAAUAUUGACCAGUGUACCGUAAAUGGGACUGAUCCCAACAAGCAGAAGUGUCCUGAAUCAAAUAAGGAGAACCAUCAGCCUGUCUUUCCUCAGUGGCUGACUGUACUUUUACUUUGCCUCUACUUGCUGUUCACAAAUAUUCUACUAUUAAAUCUUCUAAUUGCAAUGUUUAAUUACACUUUUCAACAGGUACAAGAACAUACUGAUCAGAUCUGGAAAUUUCAAAGACACGAUUUAAUCGAAGAAUAUCAUAGUCGACCACCAGCCCCACCACCUUUCAUUCUCUUUAACCACCUACAUCUAUUUAUCAAACAUGCCAUUCUGCAUAAACCUUCAGGGAGACAAAAGCAGCUAAAGGAAAAGCUAGAAAAGAAUGAAGAAUCCACUCUCCUCUCAUGGGAAACUUUUCUAAAAGAAAACUAUAUACAUCACCUUCAAAAACAGAUGAAACAAAGCACAGAGCAAAAGAUUCGAGACACAUCUGAAAAAGUAAACACAGUGUUGGAUAUGCUGGAAUUGGAUCAAGUGAAAAGAACUGGCUCCAUGGAAAACAGACUGAUUUUCUUAGAAGAACAGACGCUAAGAUCUGCAAAAGCUUUGAACUGGAUUGUUAACACACUUCUGGAUAAUGGAUUUGGUUCCAAAGAAUCUGCUCCAGUUACUGAGUCCAGUAAGCUACUUGGUGAAAUAGACCUAAAGGAUAAGGAAGAAACUGUUAUCUCUUCAUGUCAUGUCAAUGCCAGAGAUAUUCACUACCCUGACUCAAAUGUUGUACGAUUUCCUGUACCUGAUGAGAAGAUACCGUGGGAGGUGGAAUUUAGUAUAUAUAAUCCUACUUUUUAUACUGCUAUUAGGAAGGACAAACAAUUUCAUGACCCUUAUACUGACUCCCUAGAGACACUUCAAAAGAUACAUUUUAACACUUUUGAUGGGACCAUAAAUCGUCAAAGCUACUGUGCAACAUAUCUGGUGCAAGAUGGACUACCACUAAAUCCAGUUGGGCGAACAGGCCUGAGAGGCAGAGGAAGUCUAUGUUGGUUUGGCCCAAAUCAUGCUAUUCACUCAAUAAUUACACGAUGGAAGAGAAACAAGGAUGGAUCUAUUAGUAGAAAAAAAUCUAAGAAAAUGCUGGAAAUUCUAGCCAUGAAGCACAUUUCUUCAGAGCACUGGGCUCUCCCUGGAGGCUCCCUCGAACCAGGGGAAACAUUUCCACUCAAGCUAAAGAGGAUUAUAAACUUCGAAUUCUUAGAGAAAUUUCAGCAACUGUUAAAUGAAAGUAUUGAAGUGUACAAGGGGUAUGUGGAUGAUCCAAGGAAUACAGACAAUGCUUGGAUAGAAACCACUGCACUUAGCCUUCAUUUUGAAACUGAGGAUGACCCACUAUUACUAGAAUUAAACAAGAAUAUACAGACUCAUAUUCAAGAAAUUGCUAUACGUUGGCAAGUUGUGGACCAGAAAAUACCUCUUUAUGCAAAUCACAAAGAUAUACUUCAAAAGGCAGUAGAUUGUUAUAAUGCAUAUUAUUAACAUAGUGCGCAUCAAAGCAUCUGAGUCCAUCUUGUCCUUUCAGUAAAUAGUUUCAUCAUACAUGGUAAUAUUUUUGGUGAAACACUUUUAUCUUAUGUUCUCACUAGGGAUGAGCGAAUUUCAUAUUUUGAAAUUCGAGUUCGGGUUCAGGUUGUGGUAUAAUCUGAAUUGCGUUAUGGAUUCCAUUAUGGACUCCAGCAUAA